GUAUGUGGGUAGUUAUAGAUUAACAAAUGUAUGUGACCACCACCCAUGUUGUAGAAAUAAACCAGUGUGUCUUUAGCAAGCAGUUGUUUCACUCGCGUCCCACGUCUCAUAUUUAACAGUGGCGACGUUUACCCACACUUAAGAAAAAAAAAUGUCGCACUUCGGAAUUCUCUCCAGCUUCGACCACACACUACAAAAUUGGGCUACUUACAAAAGUCGCAUUGCCCAAUGGUUCAUCGCUAAUGAGAUCGGUGCGAAAACGGAUGGAGACGGGGUCAAAAGGCGAGCGAUACUACUGAGCGCACUCAGUGACACUACCUACGGGCUCGCAGCUGACCUGGCGUUACCGAAGAAGCUCGACGAAGUCACCUAUGAAGGAAUUUUGAAGCUCCUGGAUAAACAUUUCACGCCGAAAUUAUGUGGUUUCAGCGAGAGGCAUAAAUUUUAUGCUGCGGUUCAGGAGUUAGAGGAAACUCCAUCACAGUGGGCGGCUCGACUUCGGGGCCUCACGGCCCAUUGCAGCUUCAAAAACAUCGAGGAGACGCUACGAGACCGUUUUAUAAUGGGGAUGUUACCGGGCCCCGAGAAAGAAAAAUUGUUUACGCAAGAUGUGGAUACGUUGGAACUGGCGAAAGCGGUGGAGAUAGCGGAAAGCGUGCGGAGCGCGCGUUUCGGCGCCGCAGCCGCCGCGAGCAGCGCUCCACAACAAAAUCAGCUGUUCAAGAUCAACCCACGGCCGAACAAUUCGUCAAAUGCCCGGGCAUCCAAGGAAAAGUGUAGUGUUUGCGGGUAUACAAAUCACAAAACGGCACAGUGUCGAUUCGCGAACUAUAAGUGCAAAAAGUGUAACACAAAAGGCCAUCUACGUAGAAUGUGCAAAGUGAACGUAAUUACUAAUGAGGAAGGUGAGAGCGAUGAUGACGUGCUUACAGAGUAAAAACUACGGCGGGAAAAAUAAACAAUGUUUUUCAAAUGGCGAUACAGUGUUAUAUAAAAA
Molecule: messenger RNA, 997 nt
Organism: Ostrinia nubilalis (European corn borer)
Lineage: Eukaryota; Metazoa; Arthropoda; Insecta; Lepidoptera; Crambidae
Exons: 2
Coding region: 152-937 (261 amino acids)
Molecular function (GO): nucleic acid binding; zinc ion binding
Source: RefSeq, a predicted model, not a curated record